This is a messenger RNA of Insectozyma verbasci, 1650 nucleotides long. The record is from the annotation of a GenBank genome assembly. NCBI's taxonomy places the organism in Eukaryota, Fungi, Ascomycota, Pichiomycetes, Serinales, Debaryomycetaceae.
AUGUCUACAGAAGAAAAUAAUUCAAAUGCUUCAACUGUUGAAGCUAAUGAUAUAGCGUCUAAAUUAGAUGAAAAAAAUGAAAUUGAACAACAACAUGGUCCUGCUUUAGUUAUUAACAAACCAUUAUCAACUUAUAUUCCAAUUAUUAUUAUGUGUGUUUUAAUUGCAUUUGGUGGUUUCGUUUUUGGUUUCGAUACUGGUACAAUUUCCGGUUUUAUUAAUAUGACCGAUUUCUCAAGAAGAUUUGGUCAACAACAUGAUGAUGGUACUUAUUAUUUUUCAAAUGCUAGAACUGGUUGUUUAGUUGGUUUAUUUAAUGCUGGUUGUGCACUUGGAGCUUUAUUUUUAUCAAAAAUGGGUGAUAUAUAUGGUAGAAGAAUUGGUAUUAUGUCUACUAUGAUUUUAUAUAUCGUUGGUAUUAUCGUUCAAAUUGCAGCACAAUAUGCUUGGUAUCAAAUUAUGAUUGGUAGAAUUUUGACAGGUAUUGCUGUUGGUUGUUUAUCAGUUUUAUGUCCAUUAUUUAUUUCAGAAGUUUCACCAAAACAUUUAAGAGGUACUUUAGUUUGUUGUUUUCAAUUGAUGAUCACCCUUGGUAUCUUCUUAGGUUAUUGUACUACUUAUGGUUGUAAAAAUUCAUAUUCUGAUUCUAGACAAUGGAGAAUUCCUUUAGGUUUAUGUUUUGCUUGGGCUUUAUUAUUAGUUGGUGGUAUGGUUAGAAUGCCAGAAUCUCCAAGAUAUUUAAUUGGUAAAGAUAGAAUUGAUGAUGCAAAAGUUGCGUUAUCUAGAGUUAAUAAAGUUUCACCAGAAGAUCCUGCAUUAUAUCACGAAUUACAAUUAAUCCAAGCUGGUGUUGAAAGAGAAAGAUUAGCUGGCUCAGCUUCAUGGGCUUCAUUAAUUACAGGUAAACCAAGAAUUUUCGAAAGAGUUUUAGUUGGUGCUUUCUUACAAGCUUUACAACAAUUAACUGGUGAUAAUUAUUUCUUUUAUUAUUCAACAACUAUUUUCAAAGCUGUUGGUUUAGAUGAUUCAUUUGAAACUUCAAUUGUUAUUGGUGUUAUCAAUUUUGCUUCUACUUUUGUUGGUAUUUAUGCUAUUGAAAAAUUAGGUAGAAGACAUUGUUUAUUAAUCGGUUCAGUUGCAAUGGCAAUUUGUUUCUUGAUUUAUGCUUUAAUUGGUACACAACAUUUAUAUAUUAAUGAAGUUGGUGGUCCAACAAGACACCCAGAUGGUGAUGCUAUGAUUUUUGUUACAUCAUUAUAUAUCUUCUUCUUUGCAUCAACAUGGGCUGGUGGUGUUUAUUCAAUUAUUUCAGAAUUAUACCCAUUAAAAAUUAGAUCAAAGGCUAUGGGUGUUGCGAACGCUGCUAAUUGGUUAUUUGGUUUUUUAAUUUCAUUCUUUACAUCAUUCAUUACUGAUUCAAUUCAUUUUUACUAUGGUUUUGUUUUCAUGGGAUGUUUAGUAUUUUCAAUUUUCUUUACCUAUUUUGUUGUUUAUGAAACUAAAGGUUUAACAUUAGAAGAAGUUGAUGAAUUAUACCAAAGUGGUGUUCCAGCUUUCAAAUCUGCAGGCUGGGUUCCACCAACAGAGGAAGAAAUGGCUACAUCUACCGGAUACGCUGGUUAUAAUAAACCGGAAGAAGAACAUGUUUAA